Molecule: messenger RNA, 1485 nt
Organism: Aegilops tauschii subsp. strangulata
Lineage: Eukaryota; Viridiplantae; Streptophyta; Magnoliopsida; Poales; Poaceae
Source: RefSeq, a predicted model, not a curated record
AUGGAGGCCUUCGUCGCUGACGGAGCAAAUGAUGGGACAGCUGCCCGUUGGGGUUUGCGGCCUGUCACAGGUGAUCAGUCGUGGGGGUCGUACAUGAGGUUUGCAAGCAAUCCCAAUAACCCAGUGUUUGGUCAGCCGAUGGUGUAUGUGGAGUUCAUUUCAGUCACUGAUGUUGCCGGAUGCAGUAGCAGGGGCGGUGAGGUCGAGUUGGCCAUCACAUCAGCCCCUAGCAUCGGCCCAUCGGAACCGACGGGCGACCAGCCUGUGUAUGACACAGGAUAUUGGUCUACGGCCGUUGACAUGAGUGAACACGUGGAGGGAUUGCCGGAGGCGCUCGAUGAUGACGAUCACUCUUCCGCGUCUUCCGAGUCAAGCGAAGAAGAAGAUGUUCCUCCCCAGAGGGCGGUCGCGGCGUCACUGCAACCUGGGUUUUUACAGGAUAUGAGCAUCACAAAUGAAUUUCACUCUGUUUCUGGCCUAGAAGCGGGGAGCCUAGAGGUUGGGCAGGUUUUCCCAGACAAGAAGUCUGCUUACCAAGCAAUUAAUAGGUAUGCAAUCGCCCUCCACCGCCAGCAAAAAGUGAAGCAGUCUGAUAAAAAAGAGUUGAAGGUCAUAUGCAUCCACACCGCGAAAGGUUGCCGCGGAAGAGUUCUCGCUAGACUGAAGCCUGGGGUAUGUCAGUCAUGGCAUAUCACAAUAAUAGUGCAACAUAGCUGUGAGCAAACUGGGACUCUUUCAAAUCACUGCAAUGUGACGGCAAGAUAUGUGGCACAGGUGAUGGAAACGAUUGUGCAGGGAAGUCUCAACAUUAGUGUUAGGGCUUUGCAAAAAGAUGCAGAAGAUCAGAUUGGCUUCCCUGUCAGCUACAGCAAGGCUAGGCGUGCGAAGGAAAAUAUAUUCAAGAACUUGUAUGGAACCUAUGAGGAGGCCUAUUCUUAUGCCCCCAGAAUGCUUCAUCAGAUAGCAAGUGCUAAUAGGGGGACUCAAGUUUGGCGGAGAGAACGUCAGAACCCAAAGAACCUGGGUGAGCUAAUCCUAGACCGCUUAUUCUGGGCAUUCGCCCAGACUAUACAAGCCUUCAGGCACUGUCGCCCGGUAUUAUCAGUUGAUGGUACCUUUCUCACUGGAAAGUACAAGGGCACACUAUUGGUGGCGAUUGCAGCAGAUGCAAAUAAUCAGCUUCUUCCUAUUGCAGACGCACUGGUCGAGAGCGAGAACAAAGAUAGCUGGUUGUGGUUCCUGAGCAGCGUGAAGAUGGGUGUCGUGAAAGAGCGUUUAGGUGUUUGCAUCAUCUCUGAUCGCAACACAGGAUUAUUAAGUGCUCUCAACAUAAUUAAGGAGUCGUCAGAAGAGUGGGGGUGGCCGGAUCUAGAGGGAAGGUGGUACAUGCGGCAUUGGCAGCAAACUUUUACUCCAAAUUCAAGAAUAAGGAUUGGUUCAAGUUAUUCAAGAGGAUGUGCAUGCAGAAAACUGAAGCCAAAAUGA